AUGAUUCUAUCUCGACUUACUCGACCGAAAUUAAUCAAAUUCUAUGUUUGGGGCUCUAUACAGCUGACACAGAAAUAUUAUAGUUCUUUUGUAGGAAAAAACUUUGCUACGUUGAAAGAUUUUGAUUCAAAUGAAAUACAAAAAUUCUUGUGGACAGCAAAUGACUUGAAAACUCGUUUUAAAAAAGACAAGGAGUGCUUCCAACCUCUCCAUGGAAAGUCUAUAGGUUUGAUCUUUCAGAAGAGAAGUACCAGGACCAGAGUCUCUACAGAAACUGGAAUGGGUCUUUUGGGUGGACAGUCAGUUUUCCUUGGAGCAUCUGAUGUGCACAUUGGGGUAUCUGAAAGUCUUGAGGAUUCUGCCAAGGUUCUGUCUAGCAUGUUUGAUAUACUUCUGGCUCGUGUUUUUGAGCAUGAUAUAAUUGAUACAUUAGCUGCUGCUAGUUCAGUUCCUGUUAUAAAUGGACUCUCGGAUCUCUACCAUCCUCUGCAGAUUCUGGCUGAUUUCCUUACUUUGCAGGAACAUUUUGGUCGUCUGAAGGAUUUGAAGCUGUCAUGGGUUGGUUUUGCUCCAGAUGAAAAUGUUAUAAAGAUAUGUGAUAAAAUUGCCUCGCAGACUGGUUCCUUGCUUCACUAUACACAUGACCCAAAGGAAGCAGUGCACCAAGCAAAUGCCAUCAUCACAGACACUUGGGUAAGCAUGGGCCAAGAAAAAGAGAAGGAAAGAAAAAUUAAAUUGUUUGCUGACUAUAUAGUAAACGAUGAGCUCGUAAAGGGAGCAGCUCCUAACUGGGUCUUCAUGCAUUGUCUCCCCAGAUAUCCACUGGAAGUAACUGACAGCGUUUUCUAUGCUAAAAACUCUGUUGUGUUUCAGGAAGCAGAAAAUCGGAAGUGGACAGUGAUGGCUGUGAUGCUUCACUUGCUCCAGGAUUACAGUCCAGUUUAUCCCAAACCAAAUUUUGGUUUCUAG
Molecule: messenger RNA, 969 nt
Organism: Acanthosepion pharaonis
Lineage: Eukaryota; Metazoa; Mollusca; Cephalopoda; Sepiida; Sepiidae
Source: the annotation of a GenBank genome assembly